AUGAAACAGGCUCUUAAGCGCUCCAACAUCACAGAUCUUUGCAGUGAAGUGCCUGUUAUAAGUGCUCUGAAUCCGUAUCGUGCGAUCGAAGACGUUUCUCAACGUCUGGCGUCGUACGAAUCCGCGACAAAGUCUCCUGCAUUGCAAGAAGAUCUCGCUAUGUGGCACAAAGCUCAAGGUCAACUGGUGCAAAUCAUUACCGACUACCACUCCCUUGACGUCAAGUCGGACGUGGUUCCGGUCAUCCACGUCGUCCAUGCACAAAAAGAGUUUGGGGUGAAACAGAAAGCGCGAGGUAUUCAAGCGUAUGAGAAAAAGGAACGUGUUGUCGUAAAUGACCGAAACGUCGCAGAAAAAUCGAUGGACGAGCUGUUGGCGAAAGUCAUUGAAGUGGAAAAUCGGCUACCGGAGAAGUUCUUGUCACCCAUUGCCCAAGCCCUAUGA
Peronospora matthiolae is the source of this 444-nucleotide messenger RNA. The record is from the annotation of a GenBank genome assembly. NCBI's taxonomy places the organism in Eukaryota, Oomycota, Peronosporomycetes, Peronosporales, Peronosporaceae.